CCGCUCAGUGGGAGUCGCCCAUGGGAAGGAAGCGUUUCUCGGGAGCACGACUUCCGGCCCGGAAGGAAGCCGCCGCCUUUUCUCCCACCCCGCCACGCGAGGCUGCGGCGCACGAUUGAAGAAUGUCACGGGUUCCACUGGGGAAAGUCCUCCUGAGGAAUGUCAUCCGGCAUACGGAUGCUCACAAUAAGAUUCAGGAGGAAUCUGACAUGUGGAAAAUCAGAGAACUAGAGAAGCAAAUGGAGGAUGCUUACCAGGGGACCAGAAGGAACAUGGUACCCAGUAGCUCAAGUCGGAUGAGAAGUGAUGGUUUUGAUGAAGAAAGUCAGAGAGACUACUGGAGGCCAAAAAAUGAAAUUUCUGGGGCCCUGGAAGAUGAUUUUCUUAAGGCUAAAUCCUGGAACAAGAAGUUAUAUGAGUAUGAAUCCAACAUGCCAGACAGAUGGGGUCACAGUGGUUAUAAAGAGUUGUAUCCUGAAGAGUUUGAAACAGACAGUAGUGAUCAGCAGGACAUUACCAAUGGGAAAAAAACAUCUCCCCAGGUAAAAGCAUCUGCCCAUGAAUCCCGCAAACAUAAGAAGUCAAAGAAAUCCCAUAAAAAGAAGCAGAAAAAGCGGUCCCACAAAAAACAGAAGAAAAACAAAAAGGAAGCUAUGGACAUAGCAGCAGAUUCCUCAAGUGAGUUCUCAGAAGAAACUGGAGCUUCUAGUACCAGAAAAAGGAAGCAACCACACAAGAGCAAGAAAAAAUCCAGGAAAAAGUCUCCUAAAAAAUCUUUACCUUUAGGGGGAGAAAGGGCUACUUCCCAGUCAGAUGAUUCAGCAGCUAGCAGUUCUGAGGAAAUUGAGGAAAGAGACACUAAGAAAACCAAAAGGAAAAAGAAAGAGAAAAGUGUUCAUGUUCCUGUGGUUAGCCCUGAAGUACAGGAGAGGACGAGCAAGCGCAGGAAUUGGAAAGUGGCUACGGAUGCAAGGUCUGCUGAAAGCUCAGAAGAUGACUAAGUGGGAAAGCAGCCGUCCUGCUUCCCACGGACUCUGGUUGUCUGCAGCUCUUAAUAGUGGGGUUUGCUAGUGGCUCCUUCAGCACAGGAGUCGGAGGUCAGAGUUGUCCUACCACAGAUACCUUUUUUCCUAUUUCAGAUUGUUAAUCUCCAUCCCCUUUUGUUGUUAAUAGGGAAUCUGGUAUUUUGUUAAGGUUUCUUGAAGAGAUUAUUUUUUGCAAUUAAUCACUUAGGGUAGAAUAUCUAUACAGCAAAUUAAAGAACCCAGAAAGCUGAAAUCAGUAAUGAUCUGGGUACACCAAUUGGAAUGCUGGAUUUGGGGGAAUCAAGGGUCUGGGAUGAAGAAAGGAUUGUAAGUAGUGCUAGAUGGAAUAGUUUGACAAGGAAAACUUGCUAUUUAUACAGGAGGUAUCCUGACUUCAGCUUUGGUGCUUUGAUUCUUCUAUAGUUGGGCCCUACAGGUAUCUAAUUUACUUAGCGAGGAAAUGGGUGUAAGAACAAACCUUUUCCCUUCAUGGUAGGAUCCACAGAUGACGGCUAAGUAAUGUAGGGUUUUCUGCCUAAUUUCCCUGCUGGUCAGGGUCUACAGUGACAUUUAGUAUAACCCAAAUAUAAUAGUAACUGGAUAGUAAUUGGUUUUCUAGUUCCAUUGCUUUAUAUUGCCUGAAAUGGGCUUGUGUUUGAAAUUAUUUGUUCAGUUGUCCUGUCUAUCAAAUGGUAAGAAUUAGGAAGUAGUCACAUUGCCAAUGAUGCUUUCAAAGAGAUUCAGGGCAACAGCCAUCUAAAUGUUUUUUGUUUUUUGUUUUUUUUUUUUUGCCAAGUUGGGGAUUGAACUGAAGGCCUUGCAUACACUAGGCAAGUGCUCUACCACUGAGCCAUACCCCCAGCCCUGUUGUUUUCCUUGUUUUUUUGUUUUGUUCUUGAGACAGGGUUUCUCUGUAGCUUUGGAGCCUGUCCUGGAACUAGCUCUUAUAGACCAGGCUGGCCUCAAACUCACAGAGAUCCGCUUGCCUCUGCCUCUCAAGUGGUUGGGAUUAAAGGCAUGCCCCACCACCGCCCAGCUUGCUUGUUCAUUUCUAAUUCUAUUAAUGAAUUUUAGUUUCCCUGAAACCAGAUGAAUCAGUUCCAAAAUGAAACACACUCUCAGGGACAUACCAGUCUGACUUUGUGUUAUGAUUAUCAAGAACAUAUUAUUUCCCCCUGCUAUACUGUGAUCCUGAUAGUAAAAGAAACCAAAAUACCACUGAAAAGUGGCUGGUAGUUGACUUUUCAUAAGAGGAAAGAUAAGUGACAUUGUCAGGGCUUUUGUGUUUGAGGUUGUCACUUUUGGUACUGAGUAGAAAGCACAAAAGCUCAGACCUAACACUGGGUCAUGGUUCUGCCACUGAUUGAUGAGCUCUAGAGCAGGUUAAGUUAACCUCCAGGCCUUACUUUUGCAGGUGUAAUACAGAAAUACUUCAUGGUUAGCAUGAGACACCAGCAAUAGAACACUACUAUGCUGACAUCCCACGAAGUAGCAUUUUAUAGUUUAACUAAAUUUGUGCUCUUUAUGGAACAUACUUCUAAUAAACUGCUUGUUUUUAAAGUACACAGUUGGCCAGAUGUGCCCUAGCCCUUGAUUGAGAGCAGGUGCUACCUUUUGGGAUCUUGAGACUUUGGUACUCAAAUGCUUAUGUUCCAUGAUAUGCUUUUUUUUCCUUGGGUUUAACAGAGGUUAAUGGGAGGAGAGUCUAGUUACUACCUCAUAACCUUGAAGCAAGUGAAAUCUUUGUUGGAAGUAGUUUUGUGCGACGGGAGUACUGAUUCUAAGCAUGGUCUCAGGAAGAUGGUCCUGCAGAAUAAGGCACUUGAAAGAAGCUGGUUUUGUUUGGGUCUUGACCUUUACCGUCCUCCCAUACUAACAGGCUUUUCUCUUCCCCAAGGAAUGCACAUUUUGCCUGAUUAUUUUUUUACACUUCCCCAACCAUGUUCAUCUUUUCUCAGUCACAUAAGCAAUAAAAUUGUUUUCUGUUCUAAUCCUUACCCCUAAAUUCCCUUCCAUGCCUUAGGCGUUGAUCUCUAAUCCCCUUAACGAUGGCUUAGGGUGGCUUUUCAAAACCCAUGAUCUCCCAUUUGCACUACCAGCCACGGAACACUUUUUAGUGUUUUGUCAAUCAGAGAUCUCUAUGCUGCAUCCUAAACCGGGACUUAGAAGAAAAAGAAUUGGAGACUUCACAUUUAUUAACUGGUGUUAUACAACCUGGAAUUACUGAAUUCCAAUAAAUAAAAUUUCACUUUUGGA
Myodes glareolus (Bank vole) is the source of this 3281-nucleotide messenger RNA. It is a transcript of the gene Nkapd1, whose product is annotated as NKAP domain containing 1. The record is from RefSeq and is a predicted model, not a curated record. NCBI's taxonomy places the organism in Eukaryota, Metazoa, Chordata, Mammalia, Rodentia, Cricetidae.